This is a messenger RNA of Linum trigynum, 1119 nucleotides long. NCBI's taxonomy places the organism in Eukaryota, Viridiplantae, Streptophyta, Magnoliopsida, Malpighiales, Linaceae. The record is from the annotation of a GenBank genome assembly.
AUGGGCGGAGUCACCUCGUCAAUUGCCGCGAAAUUCGCUUUCUUUCCUCCGACUCCGCCGUCGUACACAGUGGUAGCUGGAGAUUCUACCGGCGGCGGCAAGCUGUAUAUGCCAGAGCUGCCGAGGAGGGAUGACGUGGAUGUACUGAAGCUGCCCACUAGGCGAGGAAACGAAAUCGUGGCCGUCCAUAUCAAGCACCCCAGGGCUUCGGUUACUCUGCUGUAUUCCCAUGGGAAUGCCGCUGAUUUGGGUCAGAUGUACGAGCUCUUCGUCGAGCUAAGCAAUCGACUUCGGGUUAACCUCAUGGGCUAUGAUUACUCUGGCUAUGGGCGGUCAAGUGGAAAGCCAACCGAAUACAAUACGUAUGCGGACAUAGAUGCGGCCUAUAAUUGCUUAAGAGAGCAGUAUGGGGUCAGAGAAGAAGACCUGAUAUUGUACGGUCAGUCUGUUGGUAGUGGACCCACAGUCGAUCUUGCUUCCCGUUUGCCCAAUUUAAGAGGUGUGGUUCUUCACAGUCCACUUCUUUCUGGCAUGAGGGUGCUAUACCCAGUCAAAAGAACUUACUGGUUUGACAUCUACAAGAACAUUGACAAAAUCGGUUUGGUGAAGUGCCCUGUCCUGAUAAUCCAUGGAACAGCAGAUGAAGUUGUGGAUUGCUCUCACGGAAGACAGUUGUGGGAUCUCUGCAAGAACAAAUAUGAACCUCUAUGGAUAAGUGGAGGGGGCCACUGCAACCUCGAGAUAUAUCCGGAAUUCAUAAAGCAUCUCAAGAAGUUUGUAGUGUCACUGGGGAAAUCUGCAAAAGCAGCAGCCACUGUUGCAGCAAAUGCAGGUCCCGAUAAGACUACAGUAUCAUCAGAGCCAGAGAAUAAGAAUAAAGAUAAGACGCCUGUAUCAUCAGAGGCAGAGUAUAAGAAUAAAACAGCACCGGAGCCCCCUGGAGCCAGAGAAGAUACUUUUGAAUUGGUAGCAGAGCUUCCACCACCACCUCAAAUGUCAAGAAACAGUUUAGACAGUCGGCUGGAGAAGUCCAAGAAGUCAAAUAAGCACGAGAAGUCUCGAAUGAGCACUGACCGGGUCGAUAGAUUUAUUAGAAGAAAACGAGGCUUGGUCUGGUGA